GUCUCUCGGACUCCAGCCACGCCCCAGCUCACCUGUACACGGAAGCAGCAGGUAUUCUCGAGAGAUCCGGAGGGGCCGCGCCUGAAAAACACUGCAGGCAGGCGGAAGAGCUUCUGGGUCACAAACCAAUAAACAACACGAAAACGGUCGGAGGGGAACAAAAACGACCCCGAUCGCAAAUCUGUGUUCAUUACACUACUUCCCACACUCUGGAUUACGGGAUCUUUCCGGGCAGUCUCUCCGGAGUUUGUUUUUGCUUGCGUAGUUUGUUUUGUAGUUUUCUUGAACCUGUUUGGGUAAGCUGCACCUGCAGCCGACUCACCUGAAACUUGAGCAAAACAAAGCCCGUACAAAAUGAGACACAAAGGCCGGCUGUUGAAGUGACACCCUCAUAUUUACAGAAAGGAGAGCACGAUUGUAAAUACAAACCUUACAUGAAAAAAAAAAACACUUUAAAUAUAUAUUAUAAUUUUCCGUGUGUGGUUUGGAACAGGAUCAGCCAGCUUCUCAAAUGAACAAAAUGGAUUACUUAGAUUCCGGAAUGAGAUACAACCCUAAAUCUGGGGAUGACAGCUGGGACACGGGGGUGCAGUUCCUGCCUGCCUCAAACAGCAAGAAGCUGGAGAAGAAGGGACCCAAGAAGGCGCUGGCCAUCGUGGCCGUCCUGGUGUUCAUCACUGUCCUGUCUGUGAUGACCGGAUUGCUGGUCUGGCAUUUCCACUUCCGCAAAGAGAUGAAGGUGUUCAAGAUGUACGCCGGCACCAUGCACAUCACCAGCGAAACUUUCCAGGAUGCCUACGAGGAUUCUGCCAGCCCGGAGUUCAGUGCUCUGGCUGCCAAGGUGCAAGACCAGCUUAAAACAUUGUACUCGAACACGCCCCAGCUGGCCAGGUACUACGUUCGGUCGACAGUCAAUGCCUUCAGUGAAGGGUCUGUGAUUGCCUACUACAUCUCGGAGUUCGACGUGCCAGCAAAUCAGGAGGCAGCAGUGGACUCUGCCCUGGCAGAGAUCGGAAAAAAACUUCUCCGUGGCCAGAGGAAGCUCGCACCCGAGCAGCUGAGAGUGGGCGAGAUGGUGACUCUCCCUGUGGAUCCGCGAAUGGCUCGCAACAAUAAGUGCAGCUAUAACCUCCAUGCCAAGCCAGGUGUGACUGACAGCCUGAGUUCUCCAGGGUUUCCCAACAGUCCUUACCCAACGGACACCCACUGCCUGUGGAGGCUGCGGGCCGACCCCGGCUACGUGCUCAAGCUGAACUUCAUCACCUUCAGCCUGGAGGACGACUGCAGCAAAGACUUUGCCCGUGUGUACGACUCGCUGGGACCGCUGGAGACACGCGUGCUGACAGAGAAGUGCGGGACUUUCUCCCCCUCUCAGCCCCUGGUCUUGAUCUCAUCUGGGAACGUCAUGCUCCUGGCUCUGGUCACAGAUGACAAUAGGAAUUUCCCAGGAUUCAAAGCGGAGUACAGCCAGAUUCCCAAGGAUAGCAACGCCUGCGGCGGUCAACUCACUGGGAGCAACGGCACGUUCACCUCCCCCAACUACCCAGCGUUCUACUCCGCAAGCAUGGACUGCACCUGGAAAAUCCAGGUGGCUGCGGGUUUGAGCGUCAAGGUGACUUUCACGAAGUUCCUGAUGAGCGAACCUGGGGUGAAACUCAAGAGCUGCACGAAGGACUACGUGGAGAUCAACACGCAGAGGUACUGCGGGGAUGAGAAAAUGCUGGUGGUCUCCAGCCAGACCAACGAGAUGACCAUCCGAUUCCAUUCCGACGCAACGUACGUGGACAGAGGCUUCGCUGCUCGGUACGAAGCCUUCGAACCUUCCAACCCCUGCCCUUCACAGUUUCACUGUGCGAACGACCGAUGUGUCAGCGAGAAGCUGCGGUGUGACGGCUGGAAUGACUGUGGCGACUCCAGCGACGAGCUCGCAUGCACUUGCAAGACGGACCAGUUUGCAUGCAAGAACUCUCUGUGUAAACCCAAAUUCUGGGUCUGUGACGGAGUCAAUGACUGUGGAGAUAACAGCGACGAGGAGCCCUGUGCCUGCAAGUCCGAUCAAGCCAAGUGCAGAAACGGGAAAUGCAUUUCCAAGAAGAUGUUUUGCGAUCGCCGUGACGACUGCGGGGACGGCAGUGACGAAUCCGAGUGCGACAACACCGUGGUGAUCGAUUGCACGGAGUUCAGCUACAAGUGUAAAAACAACCAGUGCAUCAACAAGAAGAACCCGGAGUGCGAUGGGGUGGAAGACUGUGCCGAUCGCUCCGACGAGGCCGCCUGCAAUUGCGGGACGCGUCCCUACAAGCACUCGCGCAUCGUGGGCGGUCAGAACGCGGAGGAGGGGGAGUGGCCCUGGCAGGUCAGCCUGCACGUCAAGGGAUCGGGACACACCUGCGGAGCUUCGGUCAUCUCCAACCGCUGGCUGGUCACUGCCGCCCACUGCGUCCAGGACGACCUCAAAGUCAAGUAUUCUCAAGCCAGCGUCUGGGAGGCCUACAUGGGUCUCCAUGCUCAGGGGCAGCUGGGCAAGUCAACGGUGAAGAGCAAUAUAAAGCGUAUCAUCCCUCACCCGAACUACAACACCUACACCUUCGACAACGACAUCGCCCUCAUGGAGCUGGAGAGUCCUGUUACCCUUUCCAGCGUAAUCUGGCCCAUCUGCCUCCCCGAAUCCACCUUCGUCUUCCCAGCCGGCAAGUCGGUGUGGAUCACGGGCUGGGGUGCCACCAAGGAAGGGGGCUUUGGUGCGACGGUGCUGCAGAAGGCUGAGGUUCGAAUCAUCAACGAGACGGUGUGCUCGAGUCUGAUGUCUGACAUCACUUCCCGGAUGAUGUGCGCCGGGGUCCUGACCGGGGGAGUGGACGCCUGUCAGGGUGACUCUGGGGGCCCCUUGUCCAGUAUCGAGGCGAACGGGCGUCUGUUCCUAGCCGGAGUUGUGAGCUGGGGGGAUGGCUGUGCUCGGAGGAACAAGCCUGGGGUUUACACCCGCGUCACGAUGUACCGAGGCUGGAUCACAGAGAUCACAGGGGUGUGAUCAGGGGGAGCGAAAAGGACAGCAGCAACCAGGCUGUGUAUUACUGGGAACGGACCGUGGAAUUCAAACCCACUGUGCUCAUUAUCCGCAACCUCGGAAUGACAACCCGAAAGACACAUUUUUACAUUUUUUUUUCAGAAGAACGGACAGGUUAAAGGUUGUGUGUGUGUGUGUGUUUUUUUUUUAAUUUUGUAUAAAUAAAUCGAAAUGUAUUUUAUCAAACAACAAGGAGAUCAUGCAAUACAGAUGUUUCACAGAUGAAGCUGAUUUUGUUUUUAGUCACGUUAUAUAUAUAUAUAUGUUGUGUAUGUACCUAGGAGAUGAUGUCGUUUGUGAUUUGAUAUGGGUGGGGAAACCCAUUCCAGGUUUUACUACUAGCUUGAUUAGCCAGUGUGUAUAGGUAACAGGCUCAGGUGGGACAUCGUAGACUCAUAGUAAAACCAGGAAUGGAUCUGCUGUGCACCGGGAGUCUUCUUUCCAUCCCUGUAGUUAGAUUAAGAAAACAAGGCUCUGCUACAGUGCAGUACUAGGGUCAUGACAUACGACCUCUCUUACAAUAAGUCUCAUUCUAGGGAGGGUGCUAUUGGAACCAGCAUUAUUCAGACCUAUCUUAAAAACGAAAGAGGUGUUGCUCUAUAUUACUUAAUAUAACCCUUUUCAUGCUCGUGUCUAAGCUGUUGAGAUCGUUACUGAUGUUUUUUUAAUACAAUCCGUAUGAAGGGAUCUUGUCUAUCACCUUGUGUUUUAUUAUUUUUAUACUGAUUUCCGUCGGGAGAAUGCGUUGUAUUUGUGGUAGGAGGCAGUAGUCUCAAAGGGGUGUUGUAAAGUGAGUUUAUACUUGUGGUGUAACUUUUAGUGCUAUUUGACCCUUUUUUUGGGGGGAGGGCGGGGGUGGUAGAGAUGUACAUCAUCGCUAUGAAAGGCAGUGAUUUCUCCUCUCGCAGUGGGUGUCGAGUGCAGCUGGGUUGAGGCAGGGCAGGGGUGCAGAAGACCUUGCUCAACUCAUCUGGGCUGUGUUGGCAUGCCAGCAAAGCUGACCAGAUCAUGUGAAGGGUUAGCCUGUCUGUGAGCACAGAAUCCUUAUUAACUUCCAUAACAUCCCUGUACCAUCACGGGGAUAUUUUAGUGAGCGUUUUAGUUACAUUUCUGUUACCAGUGACACUUGAUAAAACAAAGUGCCAAAACCUGCUGAACUAGCAGUGGGGUUUAAUAAAAUAUGGAAAGCGCUGCGUGUAUCGGUUCGAGGUGUUGGUACGAGACUGCCCCCCUGUGGUGUAAUGAGGUAGUGCACUAGAAGGCAUUACAAUAACUGCUCAUUCAAAGAGCACUUCAGAUCUGGGAUGGAAACCCUGUUGACCAUUUAAAAUCACCUUUUGAAAAGGAGUGUCCCUAUAUAAAAAAUAAACUUUGUACUUUGUUUUGUAUUUGAAUGAUUUGUAUAUGAACACGUGUAUAAAGGAGAUUCUGAUCCCACCCAUGUGCGUGGGUUGGGUUGGCAUUCCCACUGUGCCUUAUGAAAGUUAGCUCAAGGAGUGUGUACUGAAAUGCAUUGUGCGUCUGUCUGCAGAGGCAGCGAGUUUCAUUAUCUAAUGCUUGUAGCUGUAGUAGAGUGUAUUCAAUUGAUCUAAAUACUGGCGCGACUGUAAAAUAAUUAAAGUGUGUGUUAGUUUCUUCCCUGGCUUAUUUCUGCUUGUAAUAAUAUGUAAAAACUUUCAUGAACAAGAUAUUGUAAUGUUUUUUUUUUAUUGGUGGUUGGUAUUGAGAUCUGCCACUGUUUUUAAAUCAAUUGAACAGAACUCAGUAAGUCAUUGAAUCUAAAUAAAAUGACAGGAGCCGA
Acipenser ruthenus (sterlet) is the source of this 4868-nucleotide messenger RNA. Its product is annotated as suppressor of tumorigenicity 14 protein homolog. The record is from RefSeq and is a predicted model, not a curated record. Bases 512 to 3031 code for a protein of 839 amino acids. The transcript has 19 exons. Gene Ontology annotation, cellular component: membrane. Gene Ontology annotation, molecular function: serine-type endopeptidase activity; protein binding. NCBI's taxonomy places the organism in Eukaryota, Metazoa, Chordata, Actinopteri, Acipenseriformes, Acipenseridae. Gene Ontology annotation, biological process: acrosome reaction; proteolysis.